Messenger RNA from Dermacentor andersoni, 4530 nucleotides. RefSeq names its product transport protein Sec23 (gene Sec23). Gene Ontology annotation, cellular component: endoplasmic reticulum exit site; COPII vesicle coat. The record is from RefSeq and is a predicted model, not a curated record. Gene Ontology annotation, biological process: endoplasmic reticulum to Golgi vesicle-mediated transport; intracellular protein transport; COPII-coated vesicle budding. Lineage: Eukaryota; Metazoa; Arthropoda; Arachnida; Ixodida; Ixodidae. Gene Ontology annotation, molecular function: GTPase activator activity; zinc ion binding.
CAGCACCCGAAUAUUUGCGUGACACUUCUCUUCCUCGAGAAAUCGGGAACCGUCUGCCUUUCAAUUACGUGGCACACCGUGGUGUCGGGGAAAUUGCCGACAUGGCGACCUACCAGACGUAUCAGGACUUUAUACAGAAAAACGAAGAUCGCGACGGAAUAAGGUUUAGCUGGAAUGUGUGGCCGUCGAGCCGGCUGGAGGCGACGCGGCUGGUGAUUCCCCUUGGCUGUCUAUUCACGCCGCUCAAAGAGCGACCAGACCUUCCGCCGAUCCAAUAUGACCCCGUCCAGUGCACCCGGCAAACGUGCCGGGCCAUUCUCAACCCUCUGUGCCAGGUGGACUACCGCGCAAAACUGUGGGUGUGCAACUUUUGCUUCCAGAGGAACCCGUUUCCUCCCCAGUACGCUUCCAUCUCAGAGCAGCACCAGCCGGCUGAGCUGAUCCCGCAGUUUUCGACCAUCGAGUACACCAUCAUGCGGGCCGCCUGCGUACCGCCGAUAUUCUUGUUCGUUGUUGACACCUGCAUCGACGAUGACGAGCUGACGGCGCUCAAGGAGUCACUACAAAUGUCCCUUUCACUGCUUCCUGCUAAUGCUCUCAUCGGGCUCAUUACCUUCGGCAAGAUGGUUCAGGUGCACGAGCUAGGAAGCGAUGGGUGUGCCAAGAGCUACGUGUUCCGAGGCACCAAGGACCUGACGGCCAAGCAGAUCCAGGACAUGCUGGGCGUAGGCAAGUUCGGGCAGCAACCGCAGGGCGUUGCACCACAGCAACCGCGCAUGCCACAGCAUCCACAGCAGCCGCAGCACCCACAACCCGUGCCGCCGGCGAGCCGCUUCCUGCAGCCGGUGCACAAGUGCGACAUGAACAUGUCCGACCUCUUGGACAGCCUGCAGCGCGAUCCUUGGCCCGUGUCGCAGGGCAAGCGCCCGCUCCGGUCCACGGGUGUGGCGCUGUCCAUAGCCGUCGGAUUGCUAGAGUGCAGCUACCCAAACACGGGCGCACGAAUCAUGCUCUUCACAGGCGGCCCAUGCACCCAAGGGCCAGGAAUGAUUGUCGGCGACGAGCUCAAGAUUACCAUCCGCUCACACCACGACAUCUCGAAAGACAAUUGCAAGCACAUGCGCCGUGCCAUCAAGCACUACGAGGCUCUGGCUCACAGGGCUUCUGCAAACGGACACGCUGUUGACAUCUUCUCCUGCGCCCUUGACCAGACAGGGCUCCACGAAAUGAAGUUCUGCCCCAACAUGACCGGCGGCCAUAUCGUUAUGGGUGACUCGUUUAACUCCUCACUGUUCAAGCAGACCUUCCAGCGGGUGUUCGCCAAAGAUUCGCGCGGCGAAUUUCGCAUGGGCUUCAAUGCACUGCUUGAGGUUAAGGCGUCACGGGAGCUGAAAAUAAGUGGCUGCAUAGGGCCGUGCAUUUCGACGAAUGUCAAGAGCUCCAGUGUCUCGGACACCGAAACCGGCCUUGGCGGCACUUGCCAGUGGAAAAUGUGCACCCUCAGUCCCAGCACGACCAUGGGGAUAUUCCUUGAGGUGGCGAACCAGCACAAUGCACCCAUUCCUCAGGGUGGUAGGGGGUGCCUUCAGUUCAUCACACAGUAUCAGCAUCCGAGUGGUCAGAAGAGGGUUAGGGUAACAACUGUAGCAAGGAACUGGGCAGAUGCAUCAGCCAACCUGCAUCACAUUUCUGCUGGCUUUGACCAGGAGGCUGCAGCAGUGCUUAUGGCACGUCUGGCAUGCUUCAGAGCACAGGGAGAGGAUGACGGAGCUGACGUGUUGCGCUUUAUUGAUCGGACUCUCAUAAAGCUGUGCCAAAAGUUUGGCGAAUAUGCCAAAGACGACCCAAGUUCUUUCCGGUAUGCAGAGAACUUUUCCCUAUACCCCCAGUUUAUGUUUCACCUUCGAAGAUCGCAGUUCAUACAGGUAUUCAACAAUAGCCCCGAUGAGACCUCGUACUACAGGCACAUGCUGAACCGUGAGGAUAUGACCCAAUCUCUGAUCAUGAUCCAGCCCAUCCUGUACGCAUACUCCUUCAAUGGACCACCUGAACCUGUUCUGCUUGACACAAGCAGCAUCCAGCCUGACAGGAUCCUGCUCAUGGACACCUUCUUCCACAUUGUCAUCUUCCACGGUGAAACAAUCGCUCAAUGGCGCAAGGCUGGCUACCAGAACUCACCCGAACAUGAAAAUUUCCGGCAGCUGCUUCAGGCUCCCGAAGACGAUGCACAGGAGAUCCUGCAGACACGCUUCCCGAUGCCUCGAUACAUUGUGUGCGACCAAGGUGGCUCCCAGGCCCGGUUCCUGCUCUCCAAGGUGAACCCGUCAGUGACACACAACAACGCCUACAACUGGGGCCAGCAGGAAACCGGUGGUUCCCCUGUCCUCACAGAUGACGUCAGCCUGCAGGUGUUUAUGGAACACCUCAAAAAGCUGGCGGUUUCCAGCUCUGCCUGAGUCUCGCAUCAGCAGGCUCCUGUCUUCAUCAGAUGCCUUUCAGCAUUGUUCACAAGUUUUGAGAAUAUAUCAAAGACUGCUUGCCACAGUACCUUCUUGCAAACCUGAUCCAAUCCAUGCCGUCAGAGUUCUUGUGCCGUUUUCUUGCUUUGUUUCAAGCCAAGAAACUGGCCUGCUAGACUUAAUGUCAGUUCACAUCUUGCUGUAUAGAUGGCACAGGUUGUAGUAACACCACAGAAAGUGGUUACAGUCAUGCAGGUGUCUUGUACCGCAUCAAAAAGAACACUAGUGAGGGCACAAAGCCGGUUGCAACAAACACGCUGUUCAGGCAGUGACACAGUGGGUCGCCGUUUUAAUGACCACAAGUGAGCCCAUGAAACUGGUGAGGUAUAAAUGGCUGAGAAUAAAUGCAAUGGACCUAAGCUCUGUGAUGUGCAAUUCAACAGUGUGCCACAAUCACUUGGUAACUGCAACACUCCUCAUCUAGGAGUUCAAUGUGGCCUUCCUUAAAAUAGAGCACACAGUGCAUGUAGUCGUAAUGGUCUGGCACUGUCUGGGACUGUAAAAGAGUUAGUUAACCCAACCUUUUGUUGUAAGCUGUUACUGACAACAGAACUAUCUUCCCCACAAUUGUUGUCAUUCUUUUACACAGUCUCCUUCAUAACUGUGUGAUUAUGCCACACUGUCCAUAGCCUGACAACAUUCCUGUAUUUCACAAAUUGAUCUUGUGUAGAGAUAUUGGCCCCAACAUAUAUCAGGAUGAACCCAAGAAGUAAAGUCAUCUGCAUUACUCUAUUUCUUUUCUUUGUUUUUAUGUCCUCUGAUGUUCCAAUGCCGUUAUGAUCUUGGCGUAGUUGACGUCUUUUCUUGCACAUUCUUGUAGUUGUAUGAUGUGUAAAAACAGAGUGGGAAUAAAUUAAAUUUUUGAUGGAAUCUUGGGUUAUGUUAAAGGCACUGUGCUACAUUCAUUUGACAAGCUGGUAAGUGGUACACACUAAGAAAAGUUUGCACCCUUUGGGGUUAUCGUGUCCCCAUACAAUAAUUGUCAUCCUGUAUGCCUUUCCUUUCCUUAAGGCACUGUACUUUGCACUGUACUUAACGCCUUGUACUUCCAGUUAAUGAAUAGCAUGCACGCUAUCAGUUUGGCAUAGCAUUCUUGUCAGGAAAAUAGCGAGUACAGCAUUUUCAAGAAAGGAAAUGCAAACAAGGCAUAUGACUAUUGUUUCGGGAUAAGUCUUGAAGAGAGUUAAUUUUUUUUAGUGUAAAUUGAUGUAGUACACCUAGCUAUUUUCAUUUCUUCUAUUUGGGUUUCUAUAUAUAAGCCUCGAUACUGUUCUGCUGCAGGUUCUAAUGUGCCUAAAGAUUUUCUGUAUGGUUACCCUAAAGAUUCAUACUGGCAUAAGUGUUUUUAUUUGUUCAUAAAUAAAUGAUUCAAUUAAAUGAAUUCAUUCAUUUCACAUUCACUCUAUGCUCUCUUAAAAAACCCAUUCACCUUUUGUUGAAGUUUUUAGAGUCAGCAAGCAUACGCAACCCCUAUGAGUGAAGACACUGCUUACCAUAGGUCAUUUGGCUUUCAUAUAUUGGUGAACAACAAAUUGUGUGUAUGUUGGCGCAAAGAAGAGAGACUGAAGAGUGCAUCCUGCCUCUCUUGCAUGCUCCAUACUUUAUGCAGGCAGUUUGGUAACGUACCAACAAGCUAAUUUUAUUAAUGCUCUGGCAUAUGACACUCCAGUGUACUCUACAAAAUUCGGUUGAAAAAGCUUGUCAAAAUAAUUUUUACAAAAAAAGAUUAUUAUUUUUAGUAGAAGUAAAUCUCAUUCUGAGCCUCUAAGAAAGAAAAGCUGUAGCUCGUGUCCACAAAGGAUGCAAGGAUUUGUGUGCACUUUUUAAGAUACUGGACACAUGCAAUAGCGAACAGCUCUUGUGAACGAAUAUGUGUCUCGCAAACUGCAGUUCAGAACUGCUGUGGGUACGUGUGGUGUUCAGCUGGGGUCUACCAAAGCAGAUAAAAAACUUGCAUCAAGAGGACUGUACAUUGAACCUAUGUUAAUAAAAUUACAGAAGUGUUUAUUUA